CGCUGGCUGUGAAGGUAACUUUCUACCUUUCGCGCGCUUCUUCGGCCAAAUCCCAUAAAUCCGCCGAACUGAGGGAUUUAGUACAUCCGGGAUUUAAGCCGUAAAUCCUUUAAUCCGGGAUUUACCCAUCGCCGGGAUUUAAUGCGCGCACAAAAACUGUUUGGCUGGAUUUAGCGUAAAUCCGACUUAAAUCCCGCUGUGAAUCGGAUACGAAACAGCCCCUAUAAAUGGAGGGCCACUCCGGUGCCACCGUCCGCUCUCGGAAUUCUCAAUCCCCAUCACCCUCGCACUCAGCUUCCGCCUCCGCUUCCAGUUCCGUUCACCACAAGCGAAAGUUCCAGGCGACGACGGCUGCAGCUGCACCUUUUUCCCUCUCCGACACUGGUGCCCUCACCUCUAAUGACGACCUCGACAGUAUCAGCGCAAGGGAAGAGGAGGAGGAUGACACCGAUGAAGAGGACGAAGACGAUGACGAGGACGAGGAGGAAGAGGAGGAGGACAACGACUCCAUGAGGGCAUUUACUGCCGCGCGUCUAGACACUCACAACAACGCGGGCGGUGGUGGUGGGAACUCCAGAAGUAGCACCAAACCACCGAAGCCUGAUGGCUUACAGGUGAAGGUUGAAUCUGCCUCUGCUGGUGUGGCGCUGGAGAGUGCGAAGGAAGAGCGUGUUGCAGCGGGACUGUCAGCUCAGCAGAAUGUUGGCAAUGCUGGUUUGAUACCGGGCAUUGUGGUGAAGGAUGAUACUGUGAAUGGAAUCUUCACGGAGAAUAUACAAACGAGUGGUGCUUACAGUGCCAGAGAGGAGGGGCUCAAGAGGGAGGAAGAUGCUGGAAAGCUUAAAUUCCUGUGCUAUGCAAAUGAUGGUGUAGAUGAACAUAUGAUAUGGCUCAUAGGGUUGAAGAAUAUAUUUGCUCGGCAACUUCCAAAUAUGCCCAAGGAAUACAUUGUCCGUCUUGUUAUGGAUAGAAGCCACAAGUCCAUGAUGGUUAUCAGGCUUAAUCAGGUUGUCGGGGGCAUAACUUACCGGCCAUAUCUUAGUCAGAGAUUUGGAGAGAUAGCUUUUUGUGCUAUUACAGCUGAUGAACAAGUUAAAGGCUACGGCACAAGGCUGAUGAAUCACUUAAAACAGCAUGCUCGUGAUGUUGAUGGGCUAACACAUUUUCUUACUUAUGCAGACAACAAUGCCGUUGGGUAUUUCAUAAAGCAGGGGUUUACGAAGGAAAUUUCUCUUGAGAAGGAAAGAUGGCAAGGUUACAUCAAGGACUAUGAUGGAGGCAUUCUUAUGGAGUGCAAAAUUGAUCCAAAGCUUCCGUACACUGACUUAUCAACAAUGGUUCGUCGACAAAGGCAGGCAAUUGAUGAGAAAAUCAGAGAAUUAUCAAACUGCCAUAUUGUUUAUUCUGGCAUUGACUUUCAAAAGAAGGAAGCUGGUAUUCCUAGAAAGAUUCUCAAAGUUGAGGAUAUUCCUGGUUUGAGAGAGGCUGGUUGGACACCGGACCAGUGGGGCCAUUCACGUUACAAACCAACAAAUGCUACAGAUGGUCUUGCCUAUCGCCAGCAGCUAAAUGUCUUCAUGCGUGGUCUUCUAAAGAUGAUGAACGAGCACCCUGAUGCUUGGCCAUUUAAGGAUCCAGUAGAUGCACGGGAUGUACCUGAUUAUUAUGAUAUUAUCAAAGAUCCAAUGGACCUAAAAACCAUGUCGAAGAGACUCGAGUCAGAACAGUAUUAUGUUACAUUUGAGAUGUUUAUUGCCGAUGUCAAGAGAAUGUUUGCAAAUGCUCGGACCUAUAACUCCCCUGAGACAAUCUAUUACAAGUGUUCAACCAGGUAAGGCUAAUACCUUACU
Dendrobium catenatum is the source of this 1850-nucleotide messenger RNA. Its product is annotated as histone acetyltransferase GCN5. Lineage: Eukaryota; Viridiplantae; Streptophyta; Magnoliopsida; Asparagales; Orchidaceae. The transcript has 12 exons. Bases 228 to 1835 code for a protein of 535 amino acids. Gene Ontology annotation, biological process: chromatin remodeling; positive regulation of transcription by RNA polymerase II. Gene Ontology annotation, molecular function: histone H3 acetyltransferase activity; protein binding. The record is from RefSeq and is a predicted model, not a curated record. Gene Ontology annotation, cellular component: histone acetyltransferase complex.